CACAACCGCGUUCACAGUCUCCUGGAUUAACACCGUCGAAUACGACCACACGUAUAUUACAGCAGCGCCUGGCGGUUGCCGCUGCUGCAGUGGCGGCGGCACGUAACGUAAAUCAGCAGCAUCAUCGGGAUUCACUCGACAUAGAACGAAACGAUUUCAAUAAAAAAAAAUGAAGGUUAAAAUUGACACUGCAAAAGCGAAAAUUCCCACCAUUCGUACCUCGUCAAAUGCCAAAGAGGAAGUUAGUUUAGAUCCUCAUGAAAAUGCUUUAGUUUUAAAAUUGGAACGAAAACGUAGCAAAAAACUAACUCGAACUCGUCACUUCCACGUAGUAGCAGACGACGAUGAAGACGAUGAACUUAAGGAAGAAGAAACCGAAAUGGAAGAUGUUCGAGAAGUGGAUUUUGAUGAAAAUACUUCGGGCCAAAAUUCGUUUGAUAUUUUGCCAGCUUUAUCAGCGUUGACAUCUACGACACCAACAACAACAACAGCCACACGAAACAAUCUUAUC
This is a messenger RNA of Bactrocera dorsalis (oriental fruit fly), 511 nucleotides long. It is a transcript of the gene kay, whose product is annotated as transcription factor kayak. The record is from RefSeq and is a predicted model, not a curated record. Gene Ontology annotation, biological process: regulation of transcription by RNA polymerase II. Gene Ontology annotation, molecular function: DNA-binding transcription factor activity, RNA polymerase II-specific; RNA polymerase II cis-regulatory region sequence-specific DNA binding. Gene Ontology annotation, cellular component: nucleus. NCBI's taxonomy places the organism in Eukaryota, Metazoa, Arthropoda, Insecta, Diptera, Tephritidae.